This is a messenger RNA of Beauveria bassiana ARSEF 2860, 1821 nucleotides long. RefSeq names its product phosphate transporter. Gene Ontology annotation, biological process: phosphate ion transmembrane transport. Bases 1 to 1821 code for a protein of 606 amino acids. Gene Ontology annotation, cellular component: membrane. The record is from RefSeq and is a predicted model, not a curated record. NCBI's taxonomy places the organism in Eukaryota, Fungi, Ascomycota, Sordariomycetes, Hypocreales, Cordycipitaceae. The transcript has 3 exons.
AUGGUUCUGCACGAGUACACUUACAUCUUUGCCAUUGGCACUUGCUUUGCCCUUCUUGAAGCAUUCAACAACGGUGCCAAUGAUGUCGCCAACGCCUGGGCCACGAGUGUCUCGUCCCGAUCCGUCUCAUACAGAGGAGCCAUGAUUCUCUGCCUCAUUUUUGAAAUGCUCGGUGCGCUCACUGUCGGUGCUCGAAGUGCCUCGACCAUCAAGAACGGUAUCAUCCCCGUCGCCGCCUUCCAAAACGAUGCUGGCGUGCAGCUUCUUGCCUUUGCUUGCGCCUCUGCCGGUGCCUCUUUGUGGGUGAUGUGGUGCACUCGCCACUCUGCCCACGUCUCUUCCACCUACUCUCUCAUCUCGUCGCUUGCCGGUGUUGGUGUCGCUACUGUUGGCGCCGGCGGCGUCCAGUGGGGGUGGAACAAGGGCUCUGGUCUCGGUGCCAUCUUUGCUGGUCUCGGCAUGGCCCCGGCCAUUGCCGCCGUCUUUGCCGCCAUCACCUUUAUGCUCAUCAAGCUCACUGUCCAUGUGCGCAAGAACCCUGUGCCCUGGGCCGUUUGGACUUCCCCCUUCUUUUUCCUCAUUGCCGGCACCGUCUGCACCCUCUCCAUUGUCUACAAGGGCUCCCCCCGCCUGGGUCUCUCCAAGAAGCCUGCCUGGUACAUCGUGGCUGUCACGCUUGGUGUUGGCUUCGGACUGUUUGCCAUGUCUGCGCUUUUCUUCGUCCCCUAUGUCCACGGCAAGGUUGUCAAGAAGGACUAUACCCUCAGACUCUGGCACGUCUUCUACGGUCCUAUGCUCUUCUGGCGCCCUGCUCCCCCGGAUGCCGAAAAGGCCAGGGUCCCCAACUACGCCGUCAUCCAGCACGAUACCCCCGAGCCUGAGAGCGAGUCCGACGUCCGCCCUCCCAGCGACAAUCUCAAGGGCCAGGAUGAUACCGCGUUUGCCAGCAAAGAGGUGCCCAGAACCAACAACAAGCUCAUCUUGGCCGAGUGCAACCAGCAAGGCUACCAGAGGCUCAUGCAGGAGGCUCUUGAGGCUCACCACGCCAGACUCCGCCAGGGCCGUGGCCCUCUGGCCUGGGCCAUGCGCACCCUGCACAACAAUCCCAUGGGCGCCGGUUCGAUUCACGAGACCAAGAACCUCAUCACUGCCUGCAAGCGCUUCCCUGCCAUGAUUGUCUGUGCUCUCCUCUACGGCGCUCACUACGACAUUCACACUGCUCAGGUUGGCAUCGAGGGUACUCCCGAGGGCCAGCGCAUGGCUCGCGUCUAUGACCACGCUACCAAGUACCCCAACGAGGUUGAGUACCUGUACUCUUUUGUCCAAAUCAUCACUGCCUGCACUGCCUCUUUUGCCCACGGUGCCAACGAUGUCGGCAACGCCGUCGGUGUCUGGGCUGUCAUGUAUGCUGCUUGGUCCACUGGCAAGGCUGCUGGUGCCAAAGCUCCCGUUCCUCUGUGGCAGAUUGCCGUCAUUGCCCUCACCAUUUGCAUUGGCUUCAUCACAUAUGGUUACAACAUUAUGAAGGUCAUGGGUAACAAAAUCACCUACCACUCUCCUAGCCGUGGUACCUCGAUGGAGCUGGGUGCGGCCAUUACCGUCCUCAUCUUCUCCCAAUACUCUCUGCCCGUUUCCACGUCCAUGUGCAUCACUGGCGCCACGGUUGGUGUCGGUCUAUGCAACGGCACUCUCAAGGCCGUCAACUGGAAGCGUGUCUUCCUCCUGGUUUUCUCCUGGAUCAUGACUAUUCCCAUUGCUGGUCUCAUUGGUGGCUGCCUGAUGGGCCUCAUGCUCAACGCCCCCCACUUUGGCAGCACCUAA